Molecule: messenger RNA, 4137 nt
Organism: Octodon degus (degu)
Lineage: Eukaryota; Metazoa; Chordata; Mammalia; Rodentia; Octodontidae
Gene: Trim13
Product: tripartite motif containing 13
Exons: 4
Coding region: 2768-3991 (407 amino acids)
Biological process (GO): positive regulation of macroautophagy; positive regulation of canonical NF-kappaB signal transduction; innate immune response
Molecular function (GO): zinc ion binding
Source: RefSeq, a predicted model, not a curated record
UAAAAUCUUCUUUUCAUUGAAUACAUGAUUCUUCCUUUUCUGUCCUUUGCUUAUGCACAGAGGAAGGGGUUGUGAAGUAGGAUACGUGCUCUUCAACAUAUAUCUACCCUGGGCUAAAUGUAGAAAUGCUAAACUUUUGGUGCUAGCUUCCUCACCUGCAGAAACAAUCUCAAGACUGUGUCCUUGAGUCCAGGCUUUAAAAUCCAAGGCAAAAGGCAUGGUUUUCUUCUUCCAUGUUGCAGUGGCAAGCAUUCAUUAAGCUGUUACUAUGUCAGACACAGUGUUGGCUGCUUUACAUAUUACUUAAUUGUAACUAAAUAUAUCACGCUUCAUUUUACAGAGCAAAACACUGAUGCUUAGAGAUACCAAAUGAUCGAAAAUUUAGUGGCAAUAAUAGAGUUUGGAUAUAAGGCUGAUUCUAAAGCCUGUGCUUUCCUACUAUAUUGUGCAUGUUUAGUGCCUUUUAGGGCAGGAGGGACUCUCACUGGGGAAUACUGGGGAGUGCCUUAACUGUCACAGCCCUAGGGAAGGGCAAAAUGAUACAGUGUUCCAGCAUAUCUAGGGAGCCUCCCCAGCACUCCCCCCCCAUCACUCCAGACUUAGUUAUUAGAUUCAAUUUACUCUGACAAUUUUCCUUUCAGUGUACACUAACUUGGACCAUUUUAUUACUUAUGUAUUGGUAGGCAGGAAGGGAACUGAGAAGUUUUUAACUUUGUGAAGUCUGAGGGUAAAAACAAAUCAAUACAAUAAAAAUACAUAUAAUUUUAUAGAUUCUACUCUGUAAAAAUUUGUUGCAAAAACUGGAAACUCACAAAAUUGUUUAUUUAUAGUAUUAUGGCUGUGCUAACAUGUGGGUUUCAAGUCAGCUGUUUACGUAAAGAACAGUCAAUAGAAGGAAAUUCCAGUGUGACAAGCAUUUUGAUAAUUCCUGCGUUAUCUCUACAGGAUCUAGCUACACCGUGCUCUUCCGGAUGUGCUGUGCGUGCUGGUUUCAUCCCGCAGCUGUUCCCUUGAGCCUCAAUACUCAUAGAGCAAGCAGGCCCCUUAUGAAAGUUUUUUUUUUCCUUCCCCAUUUUCUUAUCCUUAAGAGUUUAUAUAUUGUGUUCUUUAGUAAUUUUAACAGUCCAGAGAUUGCUAUGCAGAUUUAAUUGGUAUUUUACAUUUAGUCGGACAGAAGUGUAUUAGUAUCCACCAUCACCUGACCUAACUACAUAAAUAUAAUUAAAGAUAAUUGGUGGUUUAGGAGUUAUUAAUUUACAUCCUUGUAUCAUGUUACUAUUAGGUUGUUUGAAAUGUUUACAUAAGCUAAUUUAUUUUUAAUAAUACUAUUUUAGUGAGGGCCUGGGGUACAGUUUUCAGUGGCACUGAGUCAGUCUUGGUGAUGUAAAAAAGAUUACUUGUAUGUGGAAUCUAAUUUUAGCCUCUGCUGUUUUUCACGUUGAAGUCAUUUCACCUGUUCCUUCAUUUAUGGGAUAGGAAUAAGAAUUCCCACUCGAGUAUUCUUGAGAACACAGCAAUUACAGGAACUGUUCUCUAUGUGCUGCAGAAGAGAACACUAUAGGAACUGUUCUACAAAGCGUAUCUAAGCAAGAGAGACAAACAAGAAGUGGAGGGGCUUUUAAACAUUAUUAUUAAUCACAGGCCUAAGAAUUAGGUAUGGUAGGUCUUAAACACCCUUUCUCCAAAAACCCAGCUACUUCCCCGCUAAACCCACUCUUCCAAGUGGGAGAGAAAGCAAUCCUAGAGCACAGUCUGUGGUUCUGCGCUUGCCUCAAUUCCCUCAUGAUUUUAAACUUGAGAGAAGCCCUUUCUUCAUUCAUCUUCAUACCCUUCACCGACCGCUACUGGCUUAAUGGCUUGAUACUAAACCAGGUCCCUAUACCAAGUGGACAUCAAGUUAGGUUAGAACCACCUUUAAAGUUCUUUCUCCUCUCAAAUGCCAAAAGCUAGUGUUCUUUUUCCUACAAGAAUGUUAAAAGAGAAUUGGGUCGCUGGUAUUCUUCCUAAAAAUCGAAAGGAAACUGAUGCAUUGUUGGGGAAAGAGGAACGACAAUCAAUUUUGGCGGCGCUUGGCCUGAGACCAGGCUGGACCAACGGGCAGACAGUGGUCUCCGGUCCCAAGCCGCCGCGGUAGGGCUUCCGCUCCUAAGAUGCAAAUGAAGUGGUGUGAAGGGUUGGGCUUUUUUUUUGUUCCUAAAAACGCAACGAACAAAAAAAAAAGUACAACAAUUCAAACCCAGCUAUCUCAUUGCUCGUCUGCUUAUCGAAGAGACUUCCUUUUCGUGGCCCCACCGAGGUACCGCGCGGGCUCAAAGCCUCCUGCAAAGGGAGAAAGGUGAACGCCAGGCCCCGCCCCUUACAGGCGGCCGACCCGGAAGAACUCCGCCUUCGCCCCGCCCCUCGAAGCGAAGGCGGGGCUCGGAAGUCGGCCUCGAUCCCUUGGGCGGGACCGCAGGGACUGGUGGGAGCAGGCGGGGCCGCCCAGCACGGUGAGUCCACUUUGCGGUGUUGCCGAGCGGUCGCCGGGUACCUUGCAGCUGGAGGCUGCGGCGCAGCGGCUUCAGGCGCGGGCCUCCCUGCGUGGCCAGAGCAGCCACAAGUUUAUCAUUACGUGAAAAAUAACCUGAUUGCUUUGUCCUGGGAAAUAGCAACCCUGCCAAAUACACCUCCUUGCCGGUGAAAGAGCAGGGUUUUGGGUGAGGCUGAAUGGAUUUACUGAAGACAGAAUCCCACCCUGGGUGUGGAUGGCACCACUUGAAAGGAUGUGAUGGAGCUGCUUGAAGAAGACCUCACGUGUCCAAUUUGCUGUAGUCUGUUUGAUGAUCCUCGAGUUUUGCCUUGCUCACACAACUUCUGCAAAAAAUGUUUAGAAGGUCUCCUAGAAGGGAAUGUGCGGAAUUCUUUGUGGAGACCAUCUCCUUUCAAGUGCCCUACAUGCCGUAAAGAAACUUCAGCUACUGGAGUUAAUAGCCUGCAGGUUAAUUACUCCCUGAAGGGUAUUGUGGAGAAGUACAACAAAAUCAAGAUCUCUCCCAAAAUGCCAGUGUGCAAAGUACACUUGGGGCAGCCUCUCAACAUUUUCUGCCUAACAGACAUGCAGCUGAUCUGUGGGAUCUGUGCUACUCGUGGUGACCACACCAAGCAUGUCUUCUGUUCUAUUGAAGAUGCCUACGUUCAGGAAAGGGAUGCCUUUGAGUCCCUCUUCCAGAGUUUUGAGACCUGGCGUCGAGGAGAUGCUCUUUCUCGCUUGGAUACCUUGGAAACUAGCAAGAGGAAAUCCCUACAGCUAUUGACUAAAGAUUCUGAUAAAGUGAAGGAGUUUUUUGAGAAAUUACAACACACAUUAGAUCAAAAGAAAAAUGAAAUUCUGUCUGACUUUGAGACCAUGAAACUUGCAGUUAUGCAAGCCUAUGAUCCAGAGAUCAAUAAACUCAACACAAUCUUGCAAGAACAACGAAUGGCCUUUAACAUUGCUGAGGCUUUCAAAGAUGUGUCAGAACCCAUCAUAUUUCUACAACAGAUGCAGGAGUUCAGGGAGAAAAUCAAAGUAAUCAAAGAAACUCCUUUACCUCCCUCUAAUUUGCCCACAAGCCCUUUUAUGAAGAACUUUGAUACUAGUCAGUGGGAGGAUAUAAAAUUAGUAGAUGUGGACAAACUUUCUUUGCCUCAGGACACUGGCACAUUGAUUAGCAAGAUUCCUUGGAGUGUCUAUCUGUUACUUGUGGUAGUCUUUCUGCUUGGCCUCCUCAUUUUCUUUGGUCCUGCCAUAUUUCUAGAAUGGUCUCUAUUUGAUGAACUGACAACUUGGAAAGACCAUCUUUCAAACUUAAGUUCUUACCUGACUAAAGCAGCUGACUUUGUAGAACAGUCAGUUUUUUACUGGGAACAAAUGAUAGAUGGGUUUUUCAUUUUCAGUGAAAGAGUCAAGAAUUUUACUUUGGUGGUGCUGAACAAUGUGGCAGAAUUUGUGUGCAAAUAUAAACUAUUAUAAAAUCUCAACCAUGUAGUUCUCUGCUUUUUGAUAGAAAUUGUUGGAGACAAGAGUAGAGUCAGAAUUUGGGCAAGAUUCCAGAUAGGUAUUUUUCUCCAAAAGUAUUUCCUUCAAAAAUAAUGUUGUAUAUACACUGUUCAAAUAAG